GAAAUCCUCUAACCGGAAGUCUCCAAUUGUUGCCAGCUUCGCGGAGCUCUUCAGGCGGGCUGUCUUUGAAUUGAAUGUUUGCAGUGGGAAAAGCGGGACAGUAAUGUUUAGCAGAUCCAAGGUGUUGGUGUCGAAAUGAAUCCUUGGGACCCUGUGCCAUAUUCCGUGACUCCCGCUGCUCAGGUCCUUGCGAGAUGUGUUGCAUCAGGUGUUUUGGCUCAGCGGGAUCUUGACGCGGUCCCAAGAGACACCAACGUGUUCUCUCCACGUCUCAUUGUAGCUGAACAAGUUGCGGACUUGAAAAGGCAGUUUGACGUGAAAAACCUGGAGAUGGAGCUGUUGAAGCUUGAGAAAGAGAGCGCAGACGUAACCCACAGUUUCUUCCUGAGCCAGAGAUUUGCUGCCCUGCAGCAGUUUACUUCACAUCUGCAGGAGGUUCUCAGGGAGCAGGCAAGUCUACGUCAGAGACUGAUGAAGCCUCUGUGCCUGCAGAACCUGCCCAUAGAGGCCAAUCUGCACAGGUAUGUGGUGGAGCUCAUAGGUAUGGUGAUGGACCUGAUUGAGAACAUGGAGAGCAAGGUGAAGAUUACUCGCUCCUUCCCUUCCCUUGGCCCGACCAUGACCAGCCUGGACAAUGCUGUGGCCCAGCUGCUGACUCAAGUGGCUGAGGUUGAGGAGCUGGCUGGACAGGUGUUACAGUGGAAAGACCUGCAGCACCACAUGUUCACCACUAAUAACCAGACCUCCACCUGAGUCCAAGACCAACCAACCAGGAUCCAAAAUGUGCAUGUGUUCUUUGACCUCGCGCUUCAGUUACCAGCCAGUGCAGGUCCAGCAGCACAUCUAGUGAUAUGCUUACCCAGUACAGUUGAUUUUUGCUUAUUUACAAUUUGUAUUUUUAGGUGGAAUUCCAUUCCUUAAUCCUUAAUUCCUUAAUGUUGAGGACCCCCUUGAAAACAAGAUGGUGCAAGAUGGGGUUUAUCCUCUAAUUAAAUUUUGAAAUGAAAUAAAA
Messenger RNA from Anguilla anguilla (European eel), 1012 nucleotides. RefSeq names its product HAUS augmin like complex subunit 2 (gene haus2). The record is from RefSeq and is a predicted model, not a curated record. Gene Ontology annotation, cellular component: centrosome; mitotic spindle microtubule; HAUS complex. Gene Ontology annotation, biological process: spindle assembly; centrosome cycle; microtubule nucleation. The transcript has 7 exons. The coding region runs from base 136 to 753 and encodes 205 amino acids. NCBI's taxonomy places the organism in Eukaryota, Metazoa, Chordata, Actinopteri, Anguilliformes, Anguillidae.